Messenger RNA from Chilo suppressalis (striped riceborer), 1160 nucleotides. The record is from the annotation of a GenBank genome assembly. NCBI's taxonomy places the organism in Eukaryota, Metazoa, Arthropoda, Insecta, Lepidoptera, Crambidae.
CAUCGCACUGCGUGAUCUAGUGUCGUAUAGCAGCUAGCACCAAAAACAAAUAACAACAAUGUCUCGAUUCACGAUUUUAUUGGUCAUCGCAGUGGCGUAUGAAGUAGUAGCAGAUGGAGCUGUAAAGGACUCUAAAGACGAGCAGAGUGGCAUUCUGUCGUCCGUGGUGGCUGCUCCCAUCGGGUGGGGUGGCCAUGGAGCUGGUAUCAUCGGAGGAGGAAUAGUGGGAGGCCCCGCAGUCGUCGCUGGACCCGCCGUAGUCUCACACGGCAUCGGCAGCGCCUCCGCCAUCAACAACGCAGCUGCCGUCGGUGCCGCCCAGCUCAGUGCCAUACAAAACGCGCAGGCUGUCCAGGCCGCUCAGAUCGCCAACUCCGCAGCUGCCGCCAUCCAGGGAGCGCGUGUGACCGAAGCCGCCGCGAGAGGUACCCAGGCCAAUGCCAUUAGCAACGCCCAGGCUCUCGACGCAGCCCGCGUAGCCAACAUCCAAAGAGCACAGGCGGCCGCCUACGAAAACGCGAGGGCUCUGGAAGCCGCGAGACGCGCUGCCGCCGCUAGUGCCGCCGAGGUAGCUCGCGCCGUCGAAGCCGAGCGCUUGGCCAACGCUGCUCGUGUCCAGGCCGUCGCCAUCGCCAACACCCGUGCUAUGGAAGCUGCGCGCAUCGCCAAUGCUGCUAGGGCGCAAGUAGCUGCUGUGGCCAACAGCGCUGCUCAAGCUCAGGCCGUUGCUGACUCAGUAGCAAGAACCGUUGACGGUGGUCUCAUUCACGGAGGUGUGAUCUCCGCCGUACCGGUCGGUGGGCUCGUUGCCGCCGGUGGCUACGGAUACGGUGGGUACGGCUAUGGCGGAGUCGGUCUGGCCGGACACGGCAUUGGUGGCAUUGGAGUCGGACUCGGAGGCAAGAUUAUCCACUAAUAAGGCUCGUAAUAUAACAACUCCCAGUGAAUACUAACCAGUCAACAAUAAUCAAAAUUCUACGUCCGUUUCGUUCUUUAACAGAAAUGGUUAGCGGCAUCAAUCAUGUCAUAGUAGAUUUGUUCAGGUGAUGUAAAUAUUAUUUUCGAAAUUUGCAACCGACUACGUCAUUUUGUAAUAAAUGUAGCCAUUAGCAUAUAUAAAGGAGAUUUUUAUUUUAUUAUUGGUAACCUAUGAUCAUGGA